Vitrella brassicaformis is the source of this 1779-nucleotide messenger RNA. The record is from the annotation of a GenBank genome assembly. Lineage: Eukaryota; Vitrellaceae.
AUGUGCCACCACUUGGCGUGUGGCCAAUCACGGCCGUCCAGUGACCAGCUUGCGCACUUCCUCGUGACCGCUACUGGCUCUCCCAAUAUCAGCGACGCCAUCGGUAAGCACGGGAGCGACGGAGAGGGCCUGUAGGUCGAUGUCCAAGGAAUGGAAUGUGCUUCUUUUUCCCUUGGGCUCAUUUGAAUGCAGCUGUCUCGUUCCCCCACUUUACUUCAUCCGGCACUUCACUCGAUGAGAAAUACAAUGGCAUCGUGCGCGAGUGGAGAAUGGAGCCCUUCCGCGACAAAAGGCUACCGUUUAAAUCGGGCACCUCUUGCAUAAGCCACUGCGCGUGCUCCAGCCCACUCUGCUCCUGCGGGGCCGUCAUCUUCCCUUCAGUGGCUUUCACCGUAGCGACAUCGCUCCGCAGCUCGCCUGACGCCCGACCUAUCCCACCAUCCUGGCACUUCGCCUCGACCAAGGCGCAACACGAGGAGGGCGCCGGCAGUGGUGGCGGAAACACACAGCUGCGGGAGGUCGACCGAUUCUGUGUCGACGUCAAGUUAUCGGAGAAGGAGGCGUCGCGGCAGGCAGCGUGUUCGUGCAUCUCGGUCCACGAUCUCGCCAUCUGCAUGAGGCAGGGGACAAGUGACGUCAAUGUGUUGGGGAAGUCGGGAGAUGCUCUCACUGACAGGGGGAGCCGAUACGCUGCGCCGAGCCUGUACGUCUCCACUCUGCUGGGUGGCAACGCGGGCAUUGGGAUGAAGCUAUCCAAUCUUGCCUUGGAAGACCUGACGGCCAAGGGGCUGGCCGAUGCGCGUCUGAGGCGCCUGACUGUUAAGGCAACAAUUGUCUUUUACCCAUACCUCACUGUGGCGCUGCAUUAUCUGAGGCGGUGCAUCCUCGAGGAGCGGUGGGAUGGCGUGACCGCAUUUGCACGGUGAGUGACAUAGCAGAGGGCAGUCAACCACAGGAUGUGUAUGUGUGGAUGUCGAUCAGGUCGCUCUCGGACCAGUACAGCCAGCAUUUUGUGGUGCUGAUGGCCCGUCUCUCGUUCCGUCCGUUGGCGGCUCUGACGCAUUGGUGCAAGGCGAUGUCUUUCUUGGAAUCAUGUAAUGUGGCCGAAACUCUCGCCGGCCUGUUUCAUGACAUGAUCAAGGCCGACCAGAACUCCCCACAUCACCGCAGCGACCUGCUCGGCUUCAUCGGUGUUGUGGUGCCCCUGCUGAGCCCAAGCCAGAGAGAUCAGUGUUUGGAGGCACUUGCUUGGAGGAAGCAGUGGGCAAGAAGGGCGAUGGGACGCGAAAUCGAAGCUCUGAAGGUGAGUCAGUCACCCCGACCGAUGAAGAGAGACCAGACAGGCGAACUAUGAUGCUGUGUCGCAGUCGGGUUAUCGUGCCGGUGAGCGGUCCAGACACCCAGCCCGCCAUCGCAUGUAAGACAACCAGGCGAUGAUUGAUCCACCCACAAAGUGCUCCACCUCAACUGUGGUUAUGUAUGUGUGUGCGUGCGUGUGUGUGUUCAGUUUUGGUGGAUGGUUUUCGCGGACGCCUCGCUGACCGGCGGCGGCACCCAAGACACUUCAUGUGCAGCUGUAUGUCAAAGUGUGAGUGAGUGAUGCUUGACGGCUACUGUUAUGUUUCGUGUUCGUACUCUCUCUGUUCGUUCAUGUCUCGCGUCUGUCUGUCUGUUAUCGUGACUUUCCUUGUGUUCUUUAUACUGUUACUCAUGUACACUGUAGCCCUUUGUCAGACCGGAACAGGUGGGUGCUUCUUUCCAAUGAACCUGCCGCCUCAC